ACUUCACCAUUCAAAUUUUCAAGGUUUUCAAAAUUUCACAAUUCUAUUUCCAAGAUAACUCAAUGUACGUAUUACUUAUAAAAUAUGGAAGAUAAUAUUUCGAAACUUCCAGAAGGUUGGAUUAAAGUGAAAUCAAAAAGUCGACCUGACAAGGAAUAUUUUCAUAAUAAAUCACUGAAUUUGUCACUUUGGAGAAUUGAAGAUUUGAGUAAAUUCAUUGAUACAAAAUCAAAACAAAUGCCAACAAAAAGUAUUUCACCGAAAAAAUCAUCUUCCAUUUCAAAUGCAUCAAAGAGUAUCAAAAAAGACAAUAUAAGGAAAGUAAAUGGUGCGAAGGAUCGAAUGACAAAGUUGAAAGUUGCCAUAAAUGAAGAACGUGGCAACCUAAACAUCACCAAGCCAUAUAAACCAAGCUCUCCUAAGAAGAAUCCUGAAGGCAAAAAAUUGAAAAACAAAAAUAUUGCUUUAAAAAGAAUCACUGAAUUGAGUGAGAAGUUGAAAAAAGAAGUCGAGGAAGCAGAUACAACAAAUCAUACCUCAACAGUAGUAACAGAGAUAAAUAAUGAUAACAAAGAUAAAAGCUCAGAUGAAAUGAUGGAUGUUUCUUAUGAGAUGCCAUCUGAUUAUGAACCAAUGGAAUGGGAGACAAUUCCGGAACAUGAAGUCAUCAAUGAAGUGCAGAAAAUUCGAACAAUUGCCAUCACACAUGAAGAACGAAAUCGUCACGUAUCAACGUCAAGAAAUGCAAAGAACUUAGAUAAUCUCUUCCACAUUGUUGUUGAUACAAAUGUAUUAUUAUCCAAUCUUGAUUAUGUCAAGUUGAUAAAAGGAAAAAUGUUCAAAGAUAUUGGCAGAGCUAUAAUUUUUCUACCUUACAUCGUAUUAUGUGAACUCGAUAAAUUAAAAACCCAUGAAGAUAAUGUUGCUAAGCUCGCUCGACGAAGUAUUUCAUUUAUUGAUGAUUCAUUCUCGUCGAAAGAUCAUUUCAUUCAUGGACAAAGUGCCAUUGAAAGUAUGGAAAAACAACUGAUUCCAAUCGAUUGUGGAGAUGAUGAAAUUUUGAAUUCUUGUCUUCAUAUUCAAGGGAGAACCAAAAAAUUAAUUCUUCUCACAAAUGAUAAGAAUCUUAGAAACAAAGCCUUUGUCAAUAAUAUUGAGUCAUUUUCUAAAGAGAUGUUGAAUUUUACCGACUUUAAUAUUAAAAAUGAUAUAAAGUUUGAUUGAUAUUUUCUUAAAAUUUCAAUAAGGCUGUGAAUUACAAGGAACUUUAUAAAGAUAAAUGCCUAAAUAAAAACAUGAAUAUUUUCUUAUACUGAA
Clunio marinus is the source of this 1317-nucleotide messenger RNA. The record is from the annotation of a GenBank genome assembly. NCBI's taxonomy places the organism in Eukaryota, Metazoa, Arthropoda, Insecta, Diptera, Chironomidae.